Fonsecaea erecta is the source of this 207-nucleotide messenger RNA. RefSeq lists its product as hypothetical. The record is from RefSeq and is a predicted model, not a curated record. Lineage: Eukaryota; Fungi; Ascomycota; Eurotiomycetes; Chaetothyriales; Herpotrichiellaceae. The coding region runs from base 1 to 207 and encodes 68 amino acids. Gene Ontology annotation, cellular component: membrane. The transcript is spliced from 3 exons.
AUGGCUCGUCCCGCAUCUUCUACUAGCGAUGUGUGCCUGUACUUCCUGGCGCUGUUCCUGCCGCCCCUGGCCGUCUUCUUCAAGACCGGCUGCGACUCGAACUUCCUCAUCAACAUCCUGCUGAGUAUUCUGGGGUGGUUGCCCGGCGUGCUGCAUGCCUGGUGGAUCAUCACCAAGUUCGAGAAGCCGGCAUUGACCGCCGUGUAA